AUGUCAACCUCUCAUAGCAUCAUGCAACCAAGCACUGUCACCAUUCUUCUGCCACAAGGUAGGGGGCACUACCGUACGCACUACUUCUCGGGAACGCAAGACGAAGAUGACGCGAAGAUCCUGGCUCGUCUUUCCGCACUAUCGCCUACGAGCCUUGACCCGAUCGAACAGGGAAAGAGAGCUCUUCGAGCCAUGACAAUGAGCAGGUUGUUCGUAGGCAAAGCGAAGCUUCCCAAGGUCCAUGACAUGGAAGCGCAAACGGUUUCAGCGGCUUACGUUCGAAUCAUAGAGAAGGACGAGAUGAUCACCAACCUUCUCAGAGGCUCUCCUGUCUUGGAUCGUGGUACCGUUAAUGUCUUUGCGCAUCUAGUGGAUGGUACAACUGGCCAGGACGAUGCAUCAUCCAUUGUGGCGUGGUGUUUCUACUACAAGCUUGAUGGGACUGCAGCAGCCUUCUGGCUUUUGUUCGCACUCGUGCUGGCCAUCUUUGUAGGAGCCUCAGUUGGGUUUGGCUCCAGCGAUGGUAAACUUGGUUUGGGUGUAGGUGGUGGUUUACUCGCUGUGUUGACAGCAGUUCAGGUGGCGAUCAUCAUGUGGAAGACUUACUGA
This is a messenger RNA of Parastagonospora nodorum SN15, 609 nucleotides long. RefSeq lists its product as hypothetical. The record is from RefSeq and is a predicted model, not a curated record. The transcript has 2 exons. NCBI's taxonomy places the organism in Eukaryota, Fungi, Ascomycota, Dothideomycetes, Pleosporales, Phaeosphaeriaceae. Bases 1 to 609 code for a protein of 202 amino acids.